Messenger RNA from Plasmodium yoelii, 5886 nucleotides. RefSeq names its product conserved Plasmodium protein, unknown function. The transcript has 2 exons. The record is from RefSeq and is a predicted model, not a curated record. The coding region runs from base 1 to 5886 and encodes 1961 amino acids. NCBI's taxonomy places the organism in Eukaryota, Apicomplexa, Aconoidasida, Haemosporida, Plasmodiidae.
AUGAUUAAUAUAGAUAUGCAAAUAAUUCAAAAUGAAAAAAAUAACAAUAUCGAAGAACAACAAAAUAGAUAUUUAAAUAAUGAAAUAAAAAGUGGUAAUUAUUGUGAUAUAUCGUUAUUAAAACUAAUUGAUGAAUGGUCUGAUAUAGAAGCUAAUUUAUAUCCAAUUAAAAAUAAUAAAAUAUUAAAAAAAAUAAAAUAUGAAAUAAAAAAAUUUAUAUAUUCAAAUAUUUUACACAAAAUAAAAGUUAAUUUUACCUUGUUUAAUAUAUAUUAUAAUUAUAAAUAUAGCUACCAUCUUUCAUAUGUCAAUAAUCAGUAUUUUUUUGAUAUAUUCUCAAACAGUUGUGACUAUUUUUACGAAAUAUUAAAAAAAUAUCACCAAGAAAAUGAGCAACAAUUCUAUGACGAAUUUUUGGAGGAAAAACAUGGAAAAGAAUUUGAAAAAAAAUACGAAAAUGACCUGAACUGUUCAGAAAAUACAUGCACUGUUCAUAAAGAUUAUAACAAAUAUAUGGAUGAAAUAUUUUACCAAGAUGAAAAUGAUAGCAGUGGCAAUGGCAAUAAUAAUGAGGAAAAUUGUCUUAUCCUGACUCAGCUAUACACAUCAAUAAUUUACUGCUUCAUUUUGUUAAUAAAAAAUAAAUAUUAUCUCGAUUUUAUUUGCCUGUACAUGUACAUAAAAUUUUACUUUUCCAUAAAUAAAUUAUUUCUAAAAAGAAAUAUAUGUUUAAAUUUCACAUGUCACAAAACUUUUUUGAAUCUACUUUUUUUAUUAUCAGACAUAAGUAUAUAUAACAAUAAUUUUGAUUAUGAUGAUAAUAAUGGAAGGAAAGAAAAUAAUUGGGAAAAAAAAUAUACAAAUAAAUUAAGAGAUUUAUAUAAUUUUGAUAAAUUUGACCAAAAUAUAAAUAUAGGCAAUCUAACAAAUUUAUCUUUUAAUCUAAUUUUAAAUUUAAAAGUAAAAAUAAAUUUUUAUGAAACAAAUUAUGAUAUUGAUCAAAAUAAAUAUAAACAUAUUUGUAAAUAUUUAUUAUUUUUUCAAAAUGAGCUUAUACAAAAAUAUGUUUUACGAUUGAAUGAGCUAACUAAUUUAACAUUAAAAUAUAAACAAUAUAUUUUUAAUAAAAAACAAACCACAUAUUCAGAAUGUCAAAAUUUAUCUACUUCUCCUGACUCAUAUGUUAAAAAUACCUUAACUGAUUACCUGUCUCGACAUUAUAGUGAGCAAACAAAACAAAAUAAUUAUGAUCAUGGUCAUAACUAUAACCAUAAUUAUGACCAUAACUACAAUGAUAAUGAUAAUGAUAUAGAUGGCUUCUCUUCAUUCCGUUUUAAUAACAUAGAUCCUUAUUGUAUCGAUGGAAAUUUUUCAAAUCAAAAUAGCUUACUAAAAAAUUAUAUCUUUCAAAAAAAUAUAACCAUGAACAAUUUGAAAAGCUGUAACGACUCACUUCUAAACAGGCCACUUCUAAACGGGCCACUUCUAAACAGCUCACUUCUAAACAGCUCACUUUUUGACAGACCACUUUUUGACAAAUCGCUAGUUGCCCAAUUCGAUAGUCAUAAAAAUGGACAAAAUAAAUACUUAGAAAAUGAGUUUCUUUUUAUUUGUUUAAAUAAUAAGACAUAUAAAAUUAGAAUCGAAAAAUUGAUUCCAAAUUUUUUUCACAAAAAAAAUAUUCUUAAUCUUGACUCUGAACAUAAUAUUUAUACUAAUAAAACUGAAACUGAUUUAUUAAUUUUUUUUAAAUCACAAAAUUAUAAAAAAAAUACAAUACUAAAAAAGUAUAACCAUUCUAUUAUCAAUUAUUUUAAUAAAACUAGCCAUAAUUAUGUAGAUGAAAAUAAAAAUGAACAGUUUGAUAAUGACGAAUGUAACACAUUUUUGUGGAAAAAGUCUUAUGCAAAUGAUACUCUUACCUUAAAAAUGUUAGAACGAAAAAUAAUAAUUGAAAAAAAUGAAAUAUAUAAAAAUAACUAUUUAAAUAUAAUUAAUAGUAUAUAUGUAACAUUACAUAAAAAUAUAAUUUGCAGUGUUAAUCAUCGAAUAGAAGAAUAUAGAUAUAUUUUUUUUAAAAAAUUUUUAAUAUUUUUUAUUAAUAAUUCUCAAAAAAAUAAAACAACCAUAAAAGAAAAAAAUGAUAAUUGGAAAAAUGAUAAUUGGGAAAAUGAUAAUUGGAAAAAUGAUAUUCUUGAAUGCUUAGUUGGAUAUGAAAAUGAAAUGUUUAUUACAAGUAGAAGACACAAAAAAAUAAUAGAAAGUAAUAAAAAUUAUUCUGAAUUUUGUGAAAAAAAAAUGAAAAAAAUAAAAAAUGGAUCUAUAUAUAUUAAUAAAAAUAUAAUAUGUGUUGAUUAUAAUAUAGCUUUUUGGGGAAAAAAAAAAAACAAAAAAUAUUUUCGUCUUUAUUUUAACCCAUUCCAAAAUAUAUUCUCCUCUGCUUUCUAUCAAAAAUAUUUUCACAUAUUUUUAUAUUUUUCGAAAAUCGGAUCAUUAGUAAGAUACAUCAAAACGUUUGUUCAUGUUUUUUUAAAACUUAUUUACAAAAAAGAAGAAGAUUACCUCACUGAGUGCCCACGCGAAAAUAUCGCAAAUAACGAAAAUAUCGCAAAUAUCGCAAACAUCGCAAAUAACGAAAGUUCCCACGUUGAUGAGAUUAUCCCAUUUGGAGACGUUUUUAUGUCAUUUAUAAAUAGUAUAAAUAAAUAUAUCCUCAAAUAUGAACAAGAUAUACGAAAGAUUAUAUUGUAUGCAGAUUUAAAAACACCUUUAGAAAUAUAUAAUAAAAUAAAACAAUACACAGAAUGUAUUAUAUUUCUUAACAUUCUAUGUUCAUGCUAUAUUUAUAAACUUGACAUAUUUAGCAAAAAGAAUUUCCCCUUUUCCCAAAUCGCUAAUGUGACGAAAAAAAAUGGAACGAAAAAAAAUGAAGCGAAAAAAAAUGAAGCGAAAAAAAAUGAAAAGCUUGCUACUGAAUACAACUACGUUUCGAACGUUAUAUACGGCCUUGCUCACAAAACAAACUUCGCUAAUGACGAUGGCAAUGAAAAUCAUCUAUCUCGCCAAGGGUUUAGACAAAAUAGCAACUGCUUAUUCAUAUUUCCUCGAGGAAACGAGCUCAUAAACUACAUUUAUUCCUAUUAUUAUUUAUUUAUAAAUGUAAAUAACAAAAAUUUAAAGAAUUUAUGCAAAUAUAUUUUUUUGAGGAUAAUAAAACCAUUUCUGUAUUUCCUUUAUUCUUAUGUUUUUAUGGGAAUAAAUACAGAUUAUUAUCACGAAUAUAUUUUAAAUAAAAAUAUAAAUAUGCUAUUUUUUUAUAUAUAUACUAAUCACAAAAUUAUUUAUAACAAACACAAUUUAAAUUCAAAUCAAGCACUUUCCCUUCCUGUAUUUUUGAAUUAUGCCAUAAAAAUUGUUUAUUCAACAGCAUCCCUUUCCAAAUUUUUGCGACGCUCGAGUGAAAACGACUUUUAUCUUUCGUUCCCCAAAUUUCCAACAAAUAAACCGCAUCAGCGAGAUAAACAAGAUAAGCGAGGUAAACGAGAUAAACGAAAAAACAAAAACCCAGAAUUUUGUAUAAAGAACGAAACCGAAAUCGCCAAAUUUUUGUGCUCAGCUUCCAUAAAUAAAAUAAAAAGCUUUUUAAAUUGUUAUGAUAAAUAUAAAAAAAUAAGAAAAAAAGAAAAAAGAACAAAACCUCAAAAUAUUUUUAUAAAAUGUUGGAAUAACGAACACUAUUUAAAUUAUGUUAAUAAAAAAACGAACAAAAUUGUAGGAAAUAAAUUAACAAAUCAUUUUGAUAUUUUUUGUCUAUUUCUACUAACCAAUAAUGAUGAUAAAAUAAUAAAUAGUUACAAUUCAUUUAUUAAUGACAAGGCUUUUGUGAAAAAUGAAAAGCAUUUCAUACCGUCGAAAAAAAGCCAAAAAAAAAACCAAAAAAAAAAACAGAAAAAAAAACAGAAAAAAAUAGCGUAUAACCAUUUUGGUACUAACAAAAUUAAAAACCAUUUUAAAUGUUCGACUCCUCAAUACACUAACAUUCAUUCCAUAGUUAGCAUAAAUAAAAGAAAAAAACAAAAAAAAAAAUCAAUUAUUUUUUAUAAAAAAAACACAAAUAAAAUGAACAAACUAGCCAAUAUAGCUUAUGACGAAAUGGAUAGAGAUAGUGAACAUGGCGAAAGCGAUUCUCGAAAUAGUGAACAUGGCGAAAGCGAUUCUCGGAAUAGUGAACAUGACGAAAGCGAUUCUCGGAAUAGUGAACAUGGCGAAAGCGAUUCUCGGAAUAGUGAACAUGACGAAAGCGAUUCUCGGAAUAUUAAUUAUAUAAAUAAAAAAAGUGAAAAUGCCAAAGCUACUAUUGACGUAUCCAAAUUUAAAACGAAGGAUAAACAAAAUAAUGACACUCUUUUACAACAAAAAAAUAAUCUAAUAAAAUUUAGAAUAAACUAUAAACAUACUGAAACAACUUAUCUAAAUGAUAACAAUAUUCAAAUUAACAAUUUAAAUUAUUUUUUAUAUAAAAAUAUAUUUAUUCCUAUAAAUAAUCAUUUUUAUAUGAUCAAUAAAAUACUUGUUUUUUCAUAUUUAAUAAAUAAAAAUUUGUUAAUAUAUUUAUCCUUAUUAAAAUGUUUACUAUUUGACGAAUGUGAACAUAAUUACAAUUUUUUCAAAUCAAUUAUAUUGAGCAAGGAAAAUAGUUUGGAAAGUGGCCAAAAUGAAGUAAAAAAUAUUUAUUUUUCACAAAAAUUAUCAAAUACUUCAAGCAAAAUAUAUAUUAGACACAAAUUUAACACCAAUUUUUAUAAAGCUAAUCUUAUAACCAAUAAAUUUUUUAAUAUAAAUAUAGAUAUACAUAUUCCUCAAAUUUUAUACAUUUUUUUUGAUAAAGAUGUUAUAAAUUAUUAUAAAAAUAUCUACUCUUUAGUAUCUUUAUUUUAUUAUACUAUAAAUAAUUUGAAAGAUAUUUUUUUUAUUUUUAGAUCAUUUUCGAAACCAGUUAUAUAUAACUAUGCCGAAAAGGUGACUCAUAAAUUGGGCGAUAAAAAUUAUCAAAAUGGGAUGGGCGAUAAAAAUGAUCAAAAUGGGCGGGGCGAUAAAAACAUUUUUGCCAAUAUUACCUUUAAAUAUAUGGAUGUGAUUAAAAAAAUUGCAAAUAAGCAUAAAGAUUAUAUUGAUGAAAAUGAUGAUAUUGAAAACAGUUUUUGUGUUAUAAAUAAAAAAUAUAAUAACAUUUUUUUAACACAUUACAAAAUUUUAAAUGUAGGUUUCGAUAAAAAGCUUCUUAACAAUAGUAGUGGUAGUAGUGGUAGUGGCAAAAUUAUAAAAUAUCUUGAAAAUAUCAAAAUAUUUAACGAAAUUUUAAAUGAUUUUAACAAAAUACGAAGUGAAAUGCUUUUAAUUAUUACCUAUUUAUAUGAUUAUAUAAUUAAUAUAAAUAUAUAUAAAAAUUAUUUUUUAUGUUUUCAAAAUAUGUUAAAAACAGAUAAAUUUAUUCAACUAAUUUAUAUUCAUAAAUAUUUUAUUCAACAUAUUUUUAAAUUCUCAUUUUUGGCUAGUCAUUUUUUUUUUUUUAGCAAAAUUAUUUUUAAUAUUAUUAACACUAUAGAUCAAUUUAAAAAGCUAGUAACUUCUCUUCAACUUUUGGAUAAUUUUAAUUCAGAUCAAGAACACACAUUUUCGUUUAUUUUUGAUAAACAUUAUAAAAUUGUUGAGCAAAAUAUUAUUUUAUUAACAUCCGAACAAGCCCAAAAAAUUAUAAAAAAUUUUUAUAUUAACAGAAAUAAUUUAGUUACACACAUAGCAAAAUUUCAAAAUAACAAUCUCGAUUACAUUUAUAGCAAAUUUUAUUUUAACGAUUAUUAUUCUUCUUUGUUUGAACACUCAUAA